Messenger RNA from Rhodamnia argentea, 1118 nucleotides. Its product is annotated as probable galacturonosyltransferase-like 4. The transcript has a single exon. Lineage: Eukaryota; Viridiplantae; Streptophyta; Magnoliopsida; Myrtales; Myrtaceae. The record is from RefSeq and is a predicted model, not a curated record. Gene Ontology annotation, cellular component: Golgi apparatus. Bases 15 to 1076 code for a protein of 353 amino acids. Gene Ontology annotation, molecular function: glycosyltransferase activity.
GUCUUUGGGACAGGAUGGCCUUUUGGAGCCCCCCUCAUUCCCUCCCACUCCUUGGCCUCCUGUCCAUCCUCCUCCUCCUCCUCCUCCUCCCAUGCCACUCCUCCUCCGUCGCCGGUGCUGUCCGCCUCGGCGUCAUCCGGAAGCCCUCCCCCGAGGUCCCCAUCUUCAGGGAGGCCCCCGCGUUCCGCAAUGCCGAUGCCUGCGACCGUGCCAAUAGGAUCCACGUCGCCAUGACCCUCGACUCCAACUACCUCCGGGGCACCAUGGCCGCGGUCCUCUCCAUCCUCCAGCACUCCAUGUGCCCGGAGAACUUCGAGUUCCACUUCCUGUGGGCGCGGUUCGAGCCGGAGGUCUUCUCGAGCAUCCGGUCCACUUUCCCCUACCUCCGCUUCAAGGUCUACCGCUUCGACUCCAGCCGGGUCCGCGGCAAGAUCUCCAAGUCGAUCCGGCAGGCGCUCGACCAGCCCCUCAACUACGCGAGGAUCUACCUGGCAGACAUGAUCCCAACCGAAGUGAAGCGGGUCAUCUACCUCGACUCGGACCUGGUUGUGGUGGACGACAUCGGGAAGCUCUGGGAGGUGAGCCUGGAGGGGAAGGUCCUGGCGGCCCCGGAGUACUGCCACGCCAACUUCACCAAGUACUUCACCGACCGGUUCUGGUCUGACCCAACGGUGUCGAGGACGUUCGAGGGGAGGAGGCCUUGCUACUUCAACACGGGAGUGAUGGUGGUGGACGUGGACAAGUGGAGGCAGGGAGGGUACACGGAGAAGGUGGAGGCCUGGAUGGGGGUCCAGAAGCAGAAGAGGAUCUAUCACUUGGGCUCGUUGCCGCCGUUCUUGCUCGUCCUGGGCGGCAACAUCAAGGCGGUCGAUCACCGGUGGAACCAGCACGGGCUCGGCGGGGACAACCUGGAAGGCAAGUGCAGGGCUCUACACCCUGGCCCCAUAAGUCUGCUGCAUUGGAGCGGGAAGGGCAAGCCAUGGCUGAGGCUGGACUCGAGGAGGCCAUGCAGCGUGGACCAUCUCUGGGCGCCCUACGAUCUCUACCGUUCAUCCAUGCACGCCAUUGAGGAGUAAGGGGGGAGGAGGAACAAGGGAAGACGAAGGGAGUGUUUGAAG